Messenger RNA from Henningerozyma blattae CBS 6284, 2439 nucleotides. RefSeq names its product chromatin modification protein (gene TAF5). Lineage: Eukaryota; Fungi; Ascomycota; Saccharomycetes; Saccharomycetales; Saccharomycetaceae. The record is from RefSeq and is a predicted model, not a curated record. The transcript has a single exon. Gene Ontology annotation, cellular component: transcription factor TFIID complex. Gene Ontology annotation, biological process: transcription initiation at RNA polymerase II promoter. Gene Ontology annotation, molecular function: protein binding; RNA polymerase II general transcription initiation factor activity. The coding region runs from base 1 to 2439 and encodes 812 amino acids.
AUGUCUCAAGAUCCUAGCCAAUCAGCGAAGCCAAAUGUGGCUGAUACCAAAAAUGCCAAGCAAGCAAAUGGUACUUCCCAAUCUAGUGGGACUCCAUCUAGACCUUCCACAGGUCAAAGCAAGCUUAAUGGACCAUUCUCAGCAUCCGAUUUAAAUCGUAUUGUAUUGGAAUAUCUUAAUAAAAAGGGUUACCAUCGUACUGAGGCUAUGCUAAGAGCUGAGAGUGGACGUACAUUAACCCCACAAAAUAAAAACAGUCCAGCAAGUCCCAAGUCUGGAACCUUACCUGAACCUUCUACUACUCCAGCUACUGCUGAGAAACAUGUCAGACCUGUAAGCAAUCCAGUACCAGCAAAGAGAAAUUCCGAUGGUGAAAUCAUUUCUUAUGAAAACUUGCAAAAUGCCACUUCUCCAGAGAGUUGUAUUCGUGCUUAUUCCAUUUUGAAAAAUUGGGUUGAUUCAUCAUUAGAAAUUUAUAGAAGUGAAUUAACUUACAUCAUGUAUCCGAUUUUUAUUUACAUGUUUUUGACUUUGGUCGCUAAAAAUCCUGUUCAUGCACGUCGAUUCUUUGAUAAGUAUUCUGUUGAUUAUAGAGUUUAUCAUGGAAGUGAAAUUAAUAGAUUGUUUAGUGUCAAUUCGAUUGAUCAUAUUAAAGAAAACGAAUUAGCCAGCUCUUUCCAGAAUAAUAAAUAUCGUGUAACUAUGUCAAGAACUACCUUAAAUUUGGUUUUAUAUUUCUUAAAUGAAAAUGAAAGUGUGGGAGGUUCUUUAAUAAUAAGUUUAAUAAAUCAACAUUUAGAACCAAAUGUAGUUGAUACAGUUACGUCUAGAGACAAAUUAGGUGAUGGUAUUAAACAUUCGACGGAGCCUGGCUCUGGUACUACAAUAGAUUCAAGUAUAAAUUCUGCUCCUGUAAAACUAGGGCCUUUUCCAAAAGAAGAAGAAUUUAAAAAAGAAGUUGAAACAGAAUUGAAAAUUAAAGAUGAACAAGAACGUAACCAACUUCAAAAAGAAGCAGGCAAUUCUGAGGAAGUAGAAUAUAAAAAAUCUCUGGUUCAAGAAUAUAAAGAAAUGAAUAAUGAAGUGAAAAAAAGUGAUACCAAUAGAGAUGGUUCUAAUAGAGAUGAAGCAACUACCAACGAUAAAGAUGACGUGAAUUUAGAUGAUAGAACAUCACUACUAACUAAACCUAAAGAAGCUGAUAUGAUGUCACCAUCAGCAGAUUCUAUCCCACUUCCUACAAAGACAGCAUUAGAUAUUAGAUUAGAAAUUCAAAAAGUACGUGAAUCUAGAGAAAGUAUAAGAUUAGAUACAAACCCUAAUUCCUUGCCAAGUGUAUGUAUGUACACUUUUCAUAAUACAAAUCAAGAUAUGACUUCCCUGGAGUUUAGCGAUGAUUGUCGAUUGGCUUCCACUGGUUUCCAAGACAGUUAUAUUAAAAUUUGGUCAUUGGAUGGUACUUCGUUAAAUACUAAAUUUACACAGGCAAAUAAAGAUAGAAAUAGAAUUACAAUAACAGAUAGAUCAUUAACACAUAUGGAUAACGAAUUAUCUGCUACUUUAAUUGGUCAUAGUGGUACAGUUUAUUCUACUAGUUUCAGUCCUGAUAACAGAUACUUGAUUUCUGGGUCUGAAGAUAAAACAGUAAGGUUAUGGUCAUUAGAUACACAUACAGCAUUAGUAAGUUAUAAGGGUCACAACCAUCCAAUUUGGGAUGUUCAAUUUUCACCAUUGGGACAUUAUUUUGCUACAGCUUCUCAUGAUCAAACAGCUCGUCUAUGGUCGUGUGAUCAUAUCUUCCCAUUGCGUAUUUUUGCUGGCCAUUUAAAUGAUGUUGAUUGUGUUUCAUUCCAUCCAAAUGGCUAUUAUGUAUUUACAGGUAGUAGUGAUAAGACAUGUCGUAUGUGGGAUAUUAGCACAGGUGAUAGUGUAAGAUUAUUUUUGGGUCAUACUUCUGCUGUGGUAAGUACUGCAGUUUCACCAGAUGGUAGAUGGCUAACUACUGGUAGUGAUGAUGGUACCAUCAAUGUAUGGGAUAUUGGUAGUGGUAAGAGAUUAAAAUCAUUAAGAGGUCACGGUAAGAAUGCAGUUUAUUCUUUAACUUAUUCUAAAGAAGGUAACCUACUAGUUAGCAGCGGGGCAGAUCAAUCAGUAAGAGUAUGGGAUUUAUUUAAACCAAGCGCUAAUGCCAACAAUAACCCUUCUUCAGGCACUACAAACUCUAAUCCAACAACAGAUGAUAGUGAAGUAGUAGAUGUUGAUUGGUUUGAUACCAUGAGUACUAGUGUAAAUCAAGAUAUAAAAGAAUAUGGCCGUAGAAGGACAGUGAUACCUACUACCGAUCUGUUAGCAUCAUUCUAUACAAAGAAGACACCUAUUUUCAAAGUUAAAUUCACAAGAAGCAAUUUAGUAUUAGCUGGAGGAGCUUAUUUAGAAUGA